CGGCAUUUUGUGACCCACAGAUCUGGCUCAUGAUGGUGAAGAGGCGUACGUUCCCUCUACUGAUAGCUUCUGCUCUGGCAGUCAUGGUCUACGUCAUCUUCACAUUGCCCAGGUCACAGCCAGGCAACCACCAGCACCUCUAUCCACACCACAUCUCUGACCAGUCCAUCACGCCUGUCAACGACACCAAACACUUCAUGGUGGGGGCCUACAAGGAACAUCGUUUGGAGGGAAGCUCCGUACGCAUCAUCAGUAUCUUCAGACGAGACUCUGUCCAGCCUCUGUACUGUGUGUUCUACUGUGGGACUCACUGGGCUAAUGGAACAAAGGCUGAAGUCCAGAUGCACUCUGAUCACUUUGGUUUCCGCUUCGUGACAACCGACGUCCUUUGUCCGAAACAUCCCGACUGCGACCCGUCACACGUGACCCUCGCCAUACAAGCUGACGCCGAGCUCGCUCAGAACCAAACCUUCCUCCGCAUCCAGAACCUUGUGAAAAGGGAGGAAGAGGAGUUUCAGUUCAACUUCACUGUCUGUUGGUCCAAUUUAUUUGGCGAUUAUAACAACGUGCUUCAGGUCACCCAGACUCUGGAGAUGUAUAAGUUGUUGGGAGUGCAGCAUGUUGUGGUGUAUAACACCAGCUGUGGACCAGACCUGGAGAGACUGCUACAGAGUUACACACAGGAGGGCUUUGUAGAGGUGGUGCCCUGGCCUAUCAACCAACACAUGAACCCGUCCAGUGGGUGGCAGCCCAGUGAACAUGGAGGGGACAUCCACUACUAUGGCCAGUUGACCACUCUAAAUGACUGUGUCUACAGAAAUAUGUAUCAGUCACGCUAUGUACUGCUGAAUGACAUCGAUGAGAUUAUAGCUCCAUACCAGCAUCAAACCCUGCCCCAGAUGAUGGAUGUACUUCAGAGGCAAAACCCAAAGGCUGAAGUGUUCCUCAUAGAGAACCACAUCUUCCCUAAGUCCCAGUUUGAGCCCAGUGGAAGGUUUGAACGACCCACCUGGCGGGACGUUCCAGGGAUCAACAUCAUGGAGCACAUCUACAGAGAGGAGCCAGACUAUCGCAUCUACCACCCCUCCAAGAUGAUAGUACGGCCCAGAGUUCCCCUACAAGGAGGACUGACCAAGAAGGAGCUGCAUGAAGACAAGAGGGUCUGGGACUACGAGAGACAGCUAGUUCCUAAUGUAGAUAAAGCAUUGGAGAAGGCAGGACUACUGCGCAUGUGAAUGGAUUUACUUCAUCCUGAACCAAACCUGCAGAGAAGUUUAGCCCCACACUUGAACGCUCUUAGGUGUUGCAGACAUUGACCCGCUAUGCUGUUUACUUUGUGCCUCUGCUUCAUAUCGCUGAGUCUAUCUUUGAUUGAUUUGAUUGAUUUUAUCUUUAAGUGUGUUACAAAUGUAAUGAAAGUAUGAAUAGUAUUUUUAAAUGUAUUGGAUUUUAUCUGUACUUAAAGUAAUAAUAAUAAAGCCCCUUUACAAUGAGUAGGA
Molecule: messenger RNA, 1499 nt
Organism: Oncorhynchus masou masou (cherry salmon)
Lineage: Eukaryota; Metazoa; Chordata; Actinopteri; Salmoniformes; Salmonidae
Exons: 8
Coding region: 30-1235 (401 amino acids)
Cellular component (GO): cytoplasm
Molecular function (GO): glycosyltransferase activity
Source: RefSeq, a predicted model, not a curated record